AUGGCCUACUCAGGAAUCUACAAGCUGGAUGAUGGGAAGCCUUACCUGAGCAACUGCUUUCCAGCCAAAAAUCUGCUUCGGAUGCCAGAGGAAGGCCGAGGAUACUGGUUAGUGACUCGGAAAGGUAACCCCAAGAAGAAGCCCAAGGGUGUUAUCAGGGCACCAGCUGAAGGUCAGGAAAGCCAGAAGAAGAUUUCUUUUGACGUUAAAGGGAAGAAGAGGUCUCGGCAGGACAACCAAGUGGACCUACCUGGACACAUCCUGGACCGGGCUUUUCUGCUGAAGCACCACCGUGUAAAGAAGCCGUCAGACCUGUGCAAUGUUAAUGCUAAGGAAAAGGACUUCAAGCAUUUUCAUUCUGUGGUUUAUAUCAAUGCCUCAGAAAACCUGCUGCCUCUAGAUGCAUUUCACACAUUUCCAGCCUUAAGGGAACUGGAGCUUGCAUUUAAUGGCAUCAAAACAAUCUAUGUGAAAUAUGGAGACUUUAAGUUAUUGGAAUUUUUGGACCUUUCCUUCAACAGCCUGACUGCAGAGGCCAUCUGUGAUCUGGGGAUUCUGCCACACCUCCGUGUCCUGCUCCUCACAGGCAAUGGGCUCACCUCCCUGCCACCCAAUUUGGCUGUCACAGAGCAGGAGGCAUCUGAAACAUCACUGACAAGCAAGAGGUACAUCCUGAAGUUCCCAGCGCUGGAGACACUGAUGCUGGAUGACAACAAACUCUCCAACCCCAAUUGCUUUGCCAGCCUGGCUGGGCUCAGGAGACUGAAGAAGUUAAGCCUGGACCAAAACAAGAUUUUCCGGAUCCCGUACCUACAGCAGGUUCAGCUCCGUGAUGGGUCAGGGGACUGGGUUGGAGGCAGGGGAAGUCCCCGGAAAGAGCCCCAGUCCAUGCUACAGCCCAAAUCAUGGAUGACUGAGGCCUCAGAUGAGCAACCGGAUUAUACUGUACUGCCCAUGAAAAAGGAUGUUGACCGGACAGAGGUUGUGUUUUCAUCUUACCCUGGAUUUUCAACCUCAGAGACAACCAAAGUAUGUACACUUCCUCCCAUAUUUGAGAUUCUUCCUGUGAAGUCACUGAAGGUCAGGAACCAGACACUGGCCCCACCCUUCCCGGAGCUGAGGUACCUUAGCCUGGCCUACAACAAGAUUACAAAGGAGGAUGCUGUCCUGCCAGUAGCUCUCUUCCCAUCUCUCUGUGAGCUCAUCUUUCAUAACAACCCUCUGGUGGCCCAUACACGAGGGGUCCCUCCACUGCUGAAGAGCUUCCUCCAGGAGAGACUGGGGAUCCGCUUAAUUCGAAGGAAGAUAGUAAAGGCUAAGCAUCAUAUUUUGAUACCUCGGAAGGAAUCGCGGAAGGUGAAAACUCAAGUUCCGAAGGUGCCGAAGCAGCCUCUGCUGCUCCAUCAUCACCCAUGCGUGACCACAAUCCAGUCUUCCUCCAGGGAUAUGCUAGAGCCAGAGGCAGAGCACGCUGAAGAGCUACCCACUGCCCAAAGCACUUCUCUGGGGCCAAAGAUACCCCCUGAGGGCGUGGAAGGCCUUUCCCUGCCCCACCGGACCUUCGUGCCACUGCCUCCCAUCUGCUCUGACUCCACUGUGCAUAGUGAAGAGACUGUGUCCCGCCCGAGCGACACAGCCAUCCAUCUCAGCCCAGAGCAGCCGUCAGAUGAGGACACCAAGAGCACAGAGUCCAUCUUCCUGACCCAGGUGAGUGAGCUGCCUUCCUCCAUCAUCCAUAGGGAUGAUUUACAGGUGAAGGAGAAAGACCAAAGGAGACCACCAACAGCACCCAGAGAGGUGAAGAGGACUCGAAGGAAGCUCCCAUCUACCUCCCUCCCCAGCAAGUACCGUGGCUAUGAAGAGCUGCUGACAGCUAAGCCUGAUCCGGCCUUCACUGAGCCAAAGGGAAUCCAGAAGAACGCACAGGCCUUGCAGCACAUGCUGAAGCACCCACUCCUGUGCCGCUCCUCCAAGCCCAAGCUGGACACUCUUCAGAAACACUAUGUUCCCAAAGAGAAACAGGCCCAGAGGAUCCCUAUUCCGCCCCCACGGAAGACUCGAGCCCAGCUGCUGGACGACAUCCUCAUUCGCAUGCGGGACCCGCGGAACAUUACAGAGGCUCCACUAGGCGCCGUCCUGCGCCGGCGGACCGAGCAGCGGCUGGUAAACCAGAAGCAGUACCUGGAGGCCAAGCGGCUGCUGAAGGAGUUCCGGGCGCGCUACAGGCGGCUGGUGCGCGGCUCACUGCGGAGGGUGUUCGGGGCCACCCUGCUGCCACCAGCCCAACCAGCGCUGAGCGAGGGCCAGCCCAAGUUUGGCCGCUUCCUCGAGUUCAUGGAUGAGUUCUGCCAGGAGCCAAAAGACUAG
Messenger RNA from Propithecus coquereli (Coquerel's sifaka), 2367 nucleotides. It is a transcript of the gene XRRA1, whose product is annotated as X-ray radiation resistance associated 1. Gene Ontology annotation, molecular function: protein binding. Lineage: Eukaryota; Metazoa; Chordata; Mammalia; Primates; Indriidae. Gene Ontology annotation, cellular component: nucleus. The transcript is spliced from 17 exons. The record is from RefSeq and is a predicted model, not a curated record. Bases 1 to 2367 code for a protein of 788 amino acids.